Molecule: messenger RNA, 1061 nt
Organism: Lontra canadensis (Northern American river otter)
Lineage: Eukaryota; Metazoa; Chordata; Mammalia; Carnivora; Mustelidae
Product: C-type lectin domain family 4 member D-like
Exons: 6
Coding region: 223-885 (220 amino acids)
Source: RefSeq, a predicted model, not a curated record
UCUCUCCUCUCAGUUUUAAAGAAGCAAAUGUAAUUAUGACUAAGAUUUAAAAAUAUAAAUUAAUGGUAGUUAUAGUUCUGAAGAUUGAAGAUGAUGAUGAGGAGGAGUUAGAGGAAAUGACAAUGACUUUGGUGAGGAGAAAGGUCAUAGAUAAACUCAAGUAUGUUGGGUAAGAGAAACUUCUUUGUGAAACAUACAUUGGGCCAAGACAAGAGAUAAAUUAUGCAAAAGAAAAAUAAGAUGGAAAGAAAGAGAGCAAUUUGGGAAGAUUCUUUUAAAGUCAGAGGCCAGCAUUCCCAGAUGAUCCCUUGGGCCAUUGCUGUUUUUUACAUCUCAGUUCUCAGUGCUUGUCUUAUUGCAAACUGUUUGGUAACUCAUCACAACAUUCUACGCUGCAGGAGAGAAGCAAGAGUGUUCAAGUUACCAGAGUACCACAUGAAGCUGACAUGCACCAGAGAGAAGUCAAAAUUGAAAGGGACCACCUGGAAUUGCUGUCCUUUUGGCUGGAGAGCAUUCCAGUCCAACUGCUAUUUUCCUCUUAAUGACAACAAGACAUGGGUUAAGAGCGAAAGGAACUGCAUGAGGAUGGGGGCUCAUCUGGCCACCAUCAGCACAGAAGCUGAGCUGAACUUUAUUACUCAAUUUUUGGAGAGACGAUUUUCAUAUUUCCUGGGACUUAUAGAUGAGAAUCAUGGAGGCCGAUCCUUGGUGAACAAGACAGCAUUUAACCCACAUAAUUUAUUAUGGCAUGAGGGUAAAGCCAAAAAUCAGGAAGAAAAUUGUAUUGUCCUUGUUAAUGUCCAAGACAAAUGGACAUGGAAUGAUUCUCCUUGUAACUUUGAGACAAAAAGUAUUUGUAAAUUACCUGGAACAGCAUUCAACUAGAAACAUCCAAAGAAGUCCUUGUGAUGGGGACAGAAAAGAAGAACCAAUUAGACUAGGGAAGAAUGUACCUGCACCAUUGGAACAGAGAAAACCUGCUGAGAAAAUAGAAAAAUUUUAGUUAUGAUGGCCUUAUUUAUUUUUGUUCUAUUUAUUCAAGAUACUAUGUUUUUGUGUGG